AAGGUUCCACCAAGCAACAACCUUACCGUUCUAUCCUCAGCAAAGGAAGCAAUUUCGUCGUAACCAUGGCUGAUACCGAGAAGGAGCAGGUCGCUUCGACUGCCGGCGAGGGCGAGGCUGAGAACGACCCCCACUUUGAGCCCGUCAUCAAGCUCGAGCAGCAGAUUGAGACCAAGACGCACGAAGAGGAUGAGAGCGUUCUUUUUAAAAUGCGCGCCAAGCUCUUCCGAUUUGACAAGGAGUCAAAGGAGUGGAAGGAGCGCGGAACGGGAGAUGUCCGAUUGUUGGAGCACAAGAAGAGCGGAAAGGUCAGGCUCGUCAUGAGGCGCGACAAGACGCUCAAGGUCUGUGCGAACCACUAUGUCACGUCGGACAUGAAGCUGGCACCGAACGUCGGUUCGGACCGUUCGUGGGUCUACAACGUGGCGGCCGACGUCGCUGAUGGGGAGCCCACGGCCGAGACGCUUGCGAUCCGAUUUGCCAACUCGGACAACGCCGAAGAGUUCAAGAAGUCGUUCGAGUCAGCUCAAGAAAAGAACGCGAAAGCUUCUGGCGGCGCCCCUGCCGAGAGCGACGCCCCACCUGCCGCAGGAGGUGUCACUGAGGAGGGAGAGAAGGAGGCCGCCAAGAGCGAAGAGAAGAAGGAGGCCGCCAAGGACGAGGAGAAGAAGGAUGAGCCCACGGAAGAGAAGAAGGAGUGAUGAUGUCGCCAAUCUCCUCGUCCACCAAUACCGUAUCUGUCGAAAUUUACACUCCUAGAAGCAGACCGAGGAAGGGGACGUUUACUUGCUGUGACUGAAAACAAUUGGGAUGGAAUAUCUACAUUGGUAUGCUGCUCGCCAGGAUGCAAUCUAGAUCCGUACAAGAUCGACUCUGGCCCUCUCAUAAAUCUCAUGGCCAAUGGGUGCUUCUGCCUCGUCGCUAUUUUCCUCGAGAUCUCUAAGACGGUCCUUCUUCAUCGGAGCAAUGUCGAAGCGUGC
Acaromyces ingoldii is the source of this 980-nucleotide messenger RNA. RefSeq lists its product as hypothetical. Gene Ontology annotation, biological process: nucleocytoplasmic transport. Bases 66 to 701 code for a protein of 211 amino acids. Gene Ontology annotation, molecular function: GTPase activator activity. Lineage: Eukaryota; Fungi; Basidiomycota; Exobasidiomycetes; Exobasidiales; Cryptobasidiaceae. The record is from RefSeq and is a predicted model, not a curated record. Gene Ontology annotation, cellular component: cytoplasm; nuclear pore. The transcript has 5 exons.